UUCAAGCACAGGUGAGUUCAUCUAUUUUGCUAGGUCAGCAAUUACCACACCUGAGUCCACACAUACAGUACUCCUGAAAAUAAGACCAGCUGACGGUUCUUGAGGACUGAAGCUGAGAACCACUGCGCUGACAAUUACAUAACACCCAUCAAAGAGUGGUUUGGCAGGAUUGGUAGUUACGACUCAGUUACAUGUGCCACAAGCAAUAUGGAUGCCAUGAACAGCUGAAUGUGCCGGACAUGACGCAUGAGAUCACACGCUACACAUGCUCGCAGCUCUGCGCGUUCCUCGUACGUCAUCAUGCGGUUCAAAAAUCGGUAUUUUCUGUGUGAGUUGGUCCUGGAGGAUCCCCGCUGGCGGCAGAAUAUCACGCAUGGCACGGUCCUGCACAACGUGAGAGUCGCUGUGUCCAAGCUACACGGGGACUUCGGCGCUGCGGCAUGCUCCAUCUCCCUGUCAGUGAAAUACCUUAAUGCAUACACUGGCAUAAUACUGCUCCGAUGCCGUAAAGCUUUUCAUCAGAUUCUAUGGUCAUCCCUUCCUUUUAUCACCAGCUUAGAGAACAAGGGUCAACGAUAUCCGUGUUUCAUCAACACGUUACAUCUUGGAGGCACUAUACGUACAUGCCAAAAAAAGCUUAUUGAGUACAACAGAAAACAGUUGGGGAUAUUACUGAAAAACUGUACAAAUACUGAGGAGAAAGCGGCUAUCCGUCAGUCUCUAACCAGCUGUUCCUUGCAUAAUAUUGAAGAACCAGAAUUUAUGACUGUCAAGGAAGAGGAGAUGGAAUAACAGUUUCUUGACAAGAACAGUGUUUUGAUUUUUUUUUUUUUUUUUGCUUAUUUAUUUAACAUUUGGUAAUUAGGGGAGUGGUUUAUUAAGGUGGCUGAUACAUUUUUGCAGACCUGCUGUGGAUUAUGCACCUUACCUAUUUUCUAUAAUAUACCUAGCAUCCAAAUAAAUGUGUACCCUCUCCCCAGUACGAAA
Messenger RNA from Pseudophryne corroboree (corroboree frog), 987 nucleotides. RefSeq names its product POP5 homolog, ribonuclease P/MRP subunit (gene POP5). Gene Ontology annotation, biological process: tRNA 5'-leader removal. Gene Ontology annotation, molecular function: ribonuclease P RNA binding. NCBI's taxonomy places the organism in Eukaryota, Metazoa, Chordata, Amphibia, Anura, Myobatrachidae. Gene Ontology annotation, cellular component: ribonuclease P complex. The record is from RefSeq and is a predicted model, not a curated record. Bases 247 to 792 code for a protein of 181 amino acids. The transcript is spliced from 5 exons.